Messenger RNA from Sinocyclocheilus grahami, 1660 nucleotides. RefSeq names its product BTB/POZ domain-containing protein KCTD9-like. The record is from RefSeq and is a predicted model, not a curated record. The transcript is spliced from 2 exons. The coding region runs from base 23 to 250 and encodes 75 amino acids. Lineage: Eukaryota; Metazoa; Chordata; Actinopteri; Cypriniformes; Cyprinidae.
GGCUAAUCUGAAAGGAGUUGACAUGGAGGGCAGUCAGAUGACUGGCAUAAACCUGCGUGUGGCGACGCUGAAGAAUGCUAAGCUGAAGAACUGUAACCUGCGUGGUGCUACAUUAGCCGGCACAGAUCUUGAAAACUGCGAUCUCUCAGGCUGCGAUCUACAGGAAGCCAACCUGCGUGGUUCAAAUGUGAAAGGAGCCAUCUUUGAGGAGAUGCUGACUCCACUGCACAUGUCCCAAAGUGUGAGAUAACCAAUUACAUCUCUCCCUGCCCGGCAACCUCACCACUCACCAGCCAGCUAUUCACAGCUCUCCCUUACCCCGACCCCCCCUUUUCGUUUCACGCUCCUGUGAAACCGUAUGCAAUACUAGCACUUGGUUUGCCCACCCCUUCUCUUUGAGCUUUACUCUCAUGCACUAGUGCACAUCCAGGGUCUGUAGUCGUGGCCAAAAAUAGCGAAAGCUUAGUGUAGAGAAUCCAAAUAUUGGAAAAUGCCGUUUGUCAAACCAAACUUGUUGCUUUUGGUUUUAUUUAUGCUUUGAGUUGAACUUUUGUUCGAUUUUACCGAAUGUAUACGGUUCAUGUUGUGUCUGUCUCAAAUAAUGAAGUCGACAUUUCAGUCAAUCAAAUAUUUCAACCAAAUAUAUCUGUAGUAUUUUAGAUGUAUCAAUCAAUUGUAGGCGGUUUAUGAUAAGGCUUAUUGUUGCACAGCUUACUACAGGUAAAACAAACUCAUAAAUAGUAGCUUUUUAUAUAUAAAAUAUGGAAAACACCUUAAACAUAUCGUAUAACUGACUGGUCUGGUUUCAAAUAUGCAACAUAAGCAUAUAGCUCUUACAUAUUCUGUGUUCACAUUUACAUGUAAACCAAACUAAUUGUUUGUUUUGAUUUCUGAUUUGUCGUUUGAUCUACCUCCCUUACAACCCGUUCUAGUUUUAAGUCAUUUUUAGUUUUUGAAACCAUGAAGUCAUGCAAAGAUUUCAACCAAAUGCAAACCACGUUUUACUGCAUUUUUGCAACACCUAUUAAUUCUUUAAUAACACUUAGCCAUAGGUUAAUAUGCACAAUAAUUAACCAGUGGUGCCAAUAUGCUGGUUUAUAAUAUCACUAUAUUGUAUGUGUAAAUGUUUCACUUUUGAGAUGUCUUAUUUUCCCAAUUUUUUAAUCGUUUAAUUGAUGAAGUGAAAUGUUGAAGUGACCAACCCACACCAAAAAUAGUUUGUGAUGUUUCUCGUGUCACUAUCAAAUCCAGUGCUUCCUUAUCUAUAUGUCUGUCAUGAUAUUAUGUUUGUUCAUCAAUAUCGUUCCACGUUUUGUUAACAUUUUGAACGUAUAAAGCACUAAAUUAGGACUUGAAUUGUGCAUUCAUAUCCAAAAAUUGUGUGUGUAAGACUGACAAAGUAGCACAUUUAUGAAAUGCAACUUCGGUAUUGUGCUGCUCAACUAUUGCAUUAUAAUAUCACUUUACCUGGAUUAUUUGCUGCAUGGUUAAAAAAAUGAAACCUAACCAUCUCGCUCAGAGAUUUCUGACAGUAGCUCAGAGUUAUUUGUUAUACAACAUGCUGUUAUUUUUCAUUUACAAAUGUUAUUGUAGGUACUCUAUCGAUCCUGUUCAAUGAAGGCAAUCAAAAUAGACUUUUGCACUUAAAGUGUGAUUCUCU